Molecule: messenger RNA, 279 nt
Organism: Sclerotinia sclerotiorum 1980 UF-70
Lineage: Eukaryota; Fungi; Ascomycota; Leotiomycetes; Helotiales; Sclerotiniaceae
Exons: 3
Coding region: 1-279 (92 amino acids)
Source: RefSeq, a predicted model, not a curated record
AUGCACGCUGAAAUUGUAAUUGAAUAUGAAUACGCACAAAGCCUGCGCGGGAGAGCGAUAGAAGUCCUAUUCGUCAGCCUGUCAAAUCAAGAACGACAAACGCUCUCGAACGGUAUGGAAUGGAUCAACCAUGCACCCGUUAUCUACAAACCCGCGUGGAAUUCUUUCUACAUGCGGGUUUGCAACGAAGAUCAUGUCGCUGCGGUAGGACUCUUCUCUGGGUUAUCCGCUAACCGAAAUGGUGGCGAUAUGACCCCUAGUCCGUUCAUUAAGAUUUAG